AUGUUCGGGCAAAUUGCGAAAAUUUUUGGAUGUUGCAAAAACAAGAAGAAGGAAGUUGCAAAACCUCAACUGGCUGGCUUGAAAAUCAACAAGCAACCAUUGGUCAAACCAGCCAAACCAACGAUUCCGGAUCAAUCAUUCACCGGACAAACUACAGAGUCAAUUGGUUGUUGGCUUUAUGAGUCUGAGCGGGUGAGUUGAGAAUUUGUCUAGAGUUACUGUAGAUUUUAGCGCUAAAAAUUGCCCAAUUUUGAGAUUAAAAUGCCUAGAAUUACUGUAGAAAGCGAAAAACCAACAAUAUUUUUCCAGGCUGGCUCCCCUCAAGAAGUCACCCCUCUUGCUGUUGUAGCUAUUGAGGAUGAGGAACUUGCAGUCGAAGCAACUCAACGCGACUAG
Molecule: messenger RNA, 396 nt
Organism: Caenorhabditis angaria
Lineage: Eukaryota; Metazoa; Nematoda; Chromadorea; Rhabditida; Rhabditidae
Source: the annotation of a GenBank genome assembly